AUCGUGCACGCACGUGACACGACGGAGCACCAUCGGUGAAUGCUUUCAAAGAAAAACUAGAUCUCUCCGGGGAUAUAUAUUGCAAGGAUUAAUACAGGCAACAACAGCCUUCUAUCCUCAUAAUCUGAAUAUGAAUAUAAAAGGAUAAGCGGCUGCAAUGAACUAAUGCGAUUCUCCUGGUUUCUUAACGAAACAAUCUCUGAAGAUCCUCUGGAUAUUGACAAAGCCGCUUCGAACCAUCUUUAUCCGCAAAUAUGGGAAAAAAAGAUAAACCUAAGGGGAAUAAAGCUGAACAUACCAAGAAAUCACAAAGAAAAUUGGAACUGAAGCUUAGGAAGGUCGAGAGGCAGUCCGGAGAGUCUUCACUCGAGGAUUUAAUCCAAAGUUUCAGAGAUCAUCAGAAAAAAAUCACGACAACAACGCUGGUCGCAAUAUCUGCUCCUGCUCCAAGGUCUCAUUUUUCUUUAGUUUCAUGCCCAGAUAGUGAAGAGCUGAUUAUGUUUGGUGGUGAAUUCUUUGAUGGACGAAGGGUUGUUCCUGAAUUUCGUUUGAUAUUAUCUAGGUUAAAAUGUUUUCCGAUCUUCUAAUUUAUCAAUGUAAAGUCAACCAGUGGCUUAAACUGGAAGCCCCUAACUGCCCAACACCACGAUCAGGCCAUCAGGCGGUGUACGUAAAAACUGAAUCCACCCCUUCGAGCAUUUGGAUAUUUGGAGGAGAGUUCGUAUCACCAUCUCAAACCAGAUUUUAUCACUACAGUGAUUUGUGGUGUCUUCGCUUACGAUCUCAAAAAUGGGAGCUAAUAAACUCAUUUGGACCAUGUGCAAGAAGCGGACAUCGUAUGAUUACUUGGGGAAAUAAAAUCUUACUAUUUGGUGGUUUCAGUGAUACUGGAAGUAAAACAACUUAUUUUGAUGAUUUGUGGCAGUUUGAUCUGACCGUCUUACAAUGGACGCGUCUCGCACUAAGUGGAAGUGCACCAAGUCCUCGCUCAGCUUCUUUGUUCUUUGCCGGAGCUAAUCAAAAGUACGUGUUCAUCGUUGGAGGUUACAGUAAGUCUGCCGUUACUCGGGAUCAAGAGAAAGGCAUAGUUUACUCCGAUGUAGUCAGACUUACGUUUGAAAGAAAUUCUCCGGUUGCCUGCUCCGUCAUUAGAUCUUCUGGCACGCGCCCCAAGCCACCUCGUAUCUCCAUGAGUGGUGUUCAUGUUGGUGGCAAUCGUGCUUUUUUAUUCGGUGGUGUACAUGAUGUUGAAAGUGAAGAUGGAGAGAAGAUGAACAGCUAUUUCCAUAAUGAUUUGUUUCUGUUGGAUUUCGAGAAAGCCAAGUGGCGUAUAUUCAAUUUUGAUGUAGAAAAAGCUGCGCAUUCAGCUGAACGUCUGGAAUACCCAAAUGAAUCUGCCAAUUCUACUCCGCUCGAUUCAUUAUCAAGAAAAUUAGUCAAAGUGACUGUUGGAGAAGCUAGUGUUAAACCACCUAGAGGAAGUGCCUCCGCGUGCAUAUGUCCGUCACCCAGGGCUAGUGCAGGAAUGGCUUUGGUUGGUUCUAAUCUGUACUUAUAUGGUGGAGUUUUCGAAGUUGGAGACAGGAAAGUUACUUUGGAUGAUUUUUACAAACUGGAUGUGAAUCAUCCUAUUUCGUGGGAGUGUUUGUAUCCAGGAUCUCAGGAAACACAAGCUUGGUUUGAAAGUGAGUCAGAAGACGAGGAAGAAGAGGAAGAUACAAGCGAGUCUUCAGAGUGUGAAGCAUUAGAUGUUGAUGAUGAAACUUCAGAUUGCAGUGAGGAUGGUAAGACAGUAAGAAUUAGUUUUCAAUUUUGGAUUUUAUCCUUUUCGCAAGAUAUAGCAGAGUGAUUUAGGGGGAGAGAAAAAUAGUAAAAUGCGGCAAGUUAUCGGAAGAAAGUCUGAGUUCUCCUGUGAAGACAUCCAGAACGACUUCAGAAGAAAGUUAUUAUUUCUUCUCAGCGUCGUCACUCUAAAUAAAGGAAUAGGAAACAAAUUUAGCAGGUGUUAGCAUGGGAAAUUGUGAAUGAGUAUUGACUUUAAACAUAUGUAAUAAAAGAUGAACAAGGGGACGAUUACUAGUAUCUGAUGAUGAUACUAUGUAAGUCAAUAUACAAUCCCGUCAAUUGUAUUUAGGUAUCACGUAAGCUGUCGUCAAAUGAGUGCUGUCAUCCUAAGACAUCGACAUCACUAGUUUUAGUUUUUGAUAGGUACCGAUCCUAUGGUUUCUUUGCGGUUAGCUGAUAUGCAGAUGAGGAAGUUGUUGCGGGGAAUAAAGUCGCACUGUGGAUUGACAAUUCACUAUACUUGUUGACUGUCCACUGACAAAAGUGUUCCACUUUCUCAAAGCCUUUAUGAUAUGGAUCAGUUGAAGCUGAUUGCUGUUACGCUGCUGUUUUUUGUUAAUAAGUCUGGUAAGUGAGACUCUUGUGAUCACUUUCUGUUCGCUUUAUUGUUGUAUUUGUGUGGUGCGUUUCUUGAUGCAUACGUUGUACCAAUUUUGUACGUCGGGUUGAAGUGAAUUUAUAAUAAGUCAUGUAAAGAAUUAUAGAAUCUCUGGGUACUUCGAGUACGCAUCAUAGUAUGAUAUCAAAUGAUGAUAUUACUUGACUUGUGUUCACACAAGCUACGAUUUAUUUCAUCAUUACUGUGCUGUUGCAGAAGGUUGUAGUCUGUUAAUAUAGUACACGAAAUCCAGAAAGGCGUGAGCUUGUACAGAGCGAAUAGCAUUUCUGAACGAAACCUGAUUUCGGAAUAUAUAUUGCAGUUCUAAGUACUUGAUCGACUGGUUUCAAAUUAGGACUUUGCACAGGUUUGCAGCAGUUCGAGUUACCACACUAUGUAGCACACAUAGCAAGAGAAGAAAGUAAAGAGAGAUUUAAAAGAGGGAGAGAUAGUAAACAGAAGAGUAAGGAAAAAUUUAUAUUAAUUUGGAAAACAAUAGUUUUAUUGGAUAUUAUAAACCACAAGGAGUGGAUGCAUCUGCGCCACAGCACAAAUUUUAGCCAUACCACCAAU
Trichobilharzia szidati is the source of this 3016-nucleotide messenger RNA. The record is from the annotation of a GenBank genome assembly. NCBI's taxonomy places the organism in Eukaryota, Metazoa, Platyhelminthes, Trematoda, Strigeidida, Schistosomatidae.